UUGGCCCGUAUCACGCGGCUAAGCCUCGUCAACUACCGCAAUUUCCGCGAAGUCGACAUCGCGCCGCCGGCGGGGGUGUCGGUGUUUCACGGCGGCAACGCUCAGGGGAAGACCUCCCUGCUUGAGGCGGCUUACACGCUGGCCGUGGGCCGGUCCUUCCGCACUGAACGCGAGCGGCAGGUGCUCAACUUCGACGCCGCGCGGGACGGCGGGGCAGCCUACAUCACGGGAACGGCAUGUGUCGACGGCAAAUCGCUCACCGUGGUGAUCGGCUACCAACCGACGGGCGCGAGAGUCCGGUGCGAGUGGAGGUAG
Molecule: messenger RNA, 315 nt
Organism: Geodia barretti
Lineage: Eukaryota; Metazoa; Porifera; Demospongiae; Tetractinellida; Geodiidae
Source: the annotation of a GenBank genome assembly